AUGUUCCUCGUUGUCUAUAUCAUAAAUGUAACAUGGUCUGACUUGACUUCCCAGAUCAUCUACAGGAGAUACAGCAAGUUCUUUGACCUACAGAUGCAGCUUCUGGACAAGUUCCCUAUUGAAGGCGGCCAGAAAGACCCCAAGCAAAGAAUCAUCCCUUUCCUACCAGGUAAGAUCCUGUUCCGGAGGAGCCACGUUCGGGAUGUGGCUGUGAAGAGGCUGAAGCCCAUUGACGAGUACUGCCGGGCACUGGUUAGGCUUCCUCCUCACAUUUCACAGUGCGAUGAAGUCUUCAGGUUCUUCGAGGCUCGCCCGGAAGACCUUAACCCUCCGAAAGAGGACUAUGGGUCUUCGAAGAGGAAAUCAGUUUGGAUGUCCAGUUUGUCUGAGACUCCAAAAAAGAAAGUCACAGGUGCUGAUGCUAGCUCUGAACCCAUGAUCCUGGAGCAAUAUGUGGUGGUGUCCAACUAUGAGAAGCAGGAGAACUCUGAAAUUAGCCUCCAGGCUGGAGAGGUCGUGGAUGUCAUAGAGAAAAAUGAAAGCG
Messenger RNA from Struthio camelus australis, 544 nucleotides. The record is from RefSeq and is a predicted model, not a curated record. Lineage: Eukaryota; Metazoa; Chordata; Aves; Struthioniformes; Struthionidae.